AUGGCAGCUGGAGCAAAGACGCAGGGAAGUAAGCAAGUGGAUGUCAGCCCUCCACCGCCCACGUUCUCAGACAUCAGAAAGAACCCAAAGAUCCCAGAAGCAAGGAUCCCAAGCAGGAAGCAGCCACGGUAUAGCUCACUUGAAUGGGCGGUGGCGGCUCAAGCUCAAACCAACCCUUGGUCACCUCGAGCUGGCCUUGCGAGCCUCUGCUCCGUGCGGUACAGAGCACACCUCAACAGCUCUCUCGACUCUCGAGUCCCUUCUCACGGCACUGUGCCUCACGAGACCUGUCUUGGCGGCUUGUCAACGGUUGACCGUGAACCUACCUACCACCGGCGGAGGAGCGGGCCACAGAGCGGCCUCGCUACCUUGAAUCUUGUCCGUGCUCCGCAAUCUCUCCGCGCACCAUCGGCGAAUAGGCUGUCACCCUCCGUUCCAACUCUCAACUUUCUCCUCAUCGCCGCCGGACUUUUACGCCAUGACGUCUUUACACUCUUUACACCCUCGGACGGUGUCAUGGUAUCAGACGGGUUUGAUGGUGGACUCAAUCCCACUGCACGCUCCCGCCGCAUAGAGUGCUGCGCUGGCCAGAAGUUUGGCCAGAAGUAUCUCUUCUUCCUGUCGUCAGCCUACCUCGAACAACCUGCCUUAAGCUGCACCGCCUCUCGCCGAAGCAUCGUCGACCUCGGCCGACUGGUAGCUACCGUUCUUGGCGCAUAUCAGACUUUGGCACGCACCGACAGCAUGGGAUCUUUCACCAUGGAAUGA
Molecule: messenger RNA, 768 nt
Organism: Colletotrichum paranaense
Lineage: Eukaryota; Fungi; Ascomycota; Sordariomycetes; Glomerellales; Glomerellaceae
Exons: 4
Coding region: 1-768 (255 amino acids)
Source: RefSeq, a predicted model, not a curated record